Oncorhynchus gorbuscha (pink salmon) is the source of this 1277-nucleotide messenger RNA. It is a transcript of the gene hspb7, whose product is annotated as heat shock protein family, member 7 (cardiovascular). The coding region runs from base 443 to 922 and encodes 159 amino acids. Gene Ontology annotation, cellular component: cytoplasm; nucleus. The transcript has 4 exons. Gene Ontology annotation, biological process: heart development. The record is from RefSeq and is a predicted model, not a curated record. Lineage: Eukaryota; Metazoa; Chordata; Actinopteri; Salmoniformes; Salmonidae.
AAACUGCUCUUUCUGUCUCUCUUGUUAGUUUCUUCCCAAAUAUCUCCCUCUCCAGCACCCUUCAUCUUUUUCCCUGUUUCCCCCCACUCCCCUCUCCCUUUCUUAUCUCUCUGUCUCUCCAAAUCACUAAUCUGUCUAGAAUAGAAGCCCACUCAGACAGGUCUCUUGACUGGAGACAUGGUCAGUCUCUGUGGGGAGGUGGUGAGUUGCUGAGCCGGAUUUAGACGAUUAGUAGUGGACUUAGCAUUUACACUGAUAGGAUGGAAUAUGAUGUGUCAGAGUGCAGUAAAUUGUAUAAUUGGAAUCACUUCUACGUGACCUUAAAGGACAGAGCAAGAGACCAUACAGAGCUGAACUUUUAUUGCCCUUGAUUCAUCCAUUAUUUUGGGCUUCCCCUCAUGGAUUAAGGAGCAGUGAAGCUGAGAAAAGCAGAUAGCCAUCAAUGAGUGUGACCAACUCCUCUGCCUACAGAUCGGAACGCAGCUUCCAGCAGACCUCUUCCUCCUCCUCAUCCUCCAACAACCCAUACAUGGAGAAGAGCAGGGGGCUCUUUGCAGAGGACUUUGGCUCUUUCAUGCGUCCUGGAACGGAUGCCUUGGGAUUUCCCAGUCGGACAGGGACAGCAGGGAAGAUCAAGACAAUGGGAGACAGCUACCAGUUCACAGUGGAUGUCCAAGACUUCUCUCCAGAGGACGUCAUUGUCACCACCUCCAACAACCAGAUCGAAGUACAUGCAGAAAAGUUGGCAGCAGAUGGCACAGUGAUGAACACUUUCACCCACAAGUGCCAGCUACCUGAGGAUGUGGACCCCACCUCUGUGACAUCAUCAUUGGGCACCGAGGGAACGCUAACAGUCAAGGCCCGUAGAAACCCAUCCAAGCAUGAGCUCACACAGACCUUCCGCACUGAGAUCAAGAUCUAAGAAGACAGACAGGACUCUCCCAUGAGCCAUGACCCCUGUUCCCUCACUGCCUGUAUUUUGUAAUGCUAUAUUCCGUUUUUCUCAUUUAAUGUCUUUAUCAUUAUAUGUUCAUUCUGCCCUUUAAGCUGGAACGUUUUUUUCUUCUGCCAUACCACCUCCUCAAAAUACCACAUCCUCCAAUAGCUGCCUUGGAUUGACAACAGUUAGCCUAAUUUGUUCUUGUGUUUUCCCAGUUAUCACACAUCACCUCCACACAUAUACACAUCACCUCCACACACACAUCAUCUCCACACACACACAUCACCUCCACACACACACACACCACCUCCACACACACACACACCACCUCCACACA